Molecule: messenger RNA, 1488 nt
Organism: Cyphellophora europaea CBS 101466
Lineage: Eukaryota; Fungi; Ascomycota; Eurotiomycetes; Chaetothyriales; Cyphellophoraceae
Exons: 6
Coding region: 1-1488 (495 amino acids)
Biological process (GO): transmembrane transport
Cellular component (GO): membrane
Molecular function (GO): transmembrane transporter activity
Source: RefSeq, a predicted model, not a curated record
AUGGAGGCAGAGAAGACUCCUGCUCCGUUAGAGGUCGAAGCUGUCGACAAGCAACACCUCCAAGGACAACAUGGUCCCGCUUUAGAAAUGCCAGCCAGCCUGGCAGCCCUGAGCCCGUCGGAGUAUGAACGAAUCGGCAAGAAAGCCACGCUUAAGAUGGACUGCAUUAUCAUGCCGAUAAUGGUGGUAAUGUACAUCCUUAACUAUCUUGACCGGCAAAACAUCGCCUCAGCUCGCCUUGCAGACAUCGAAGAGGAUCUGAACAUCACCGAUGUGCAGUAUCAGACGUGCGUAAGCAUUCUAUUCGUCGGAUACAUCCUGAUGCAAGUUCCGAGCAACAUGAUCGUCUCAAAGAUCAAGAAGCCUGGCAUAUACAUCUGCGGAGCCAUGGCCUUAUGGGGUGUCAUCAGUGCUCUGAUGGCUGUUGUCAAGAACUACGCCGGCCUACUGUCCGCGCGCUUUUUCUUGGGAUUCAUCGAGGCGGCUUUCUUUCCAGGCGCGCUAUAUUUCCUGAGCAUGUUCUACAACCGAAAGCAGUUUGCUUUGAGAACCGCCAUUCUCUACAGCGGAAGUCAGGCCGGCAACGCAUUCGGAGGGUUGUUUGCCAUCGCUAUUCUCAAGCUCGAUGGCAAAAGUGGCCUGGAAGGCUGGCGAUGGCUCUUCCUCGUUGAGGGUAUCAUAACGAUCGGCUUGGCCCUAAUCUUUGCACUGAUCUUGCCUAACUCCAACAAGAAGAUCAUGACACUCUCGCAGAUUGAGUGUGAGUGGGUGCAGUGGAAUUACGCGGCCGAUCUGGGACAGGAGGACCAUAGAGAAGAGAUCAGCGCAUGGCAAGGCCUCAAGCUGGCCAUUGCAGACCCCAAGACAUGGCUGUUGAUGGGUAUUCUCUACAGCUGCUACAUUGUCGGGGCUGUUACCAACUUCUUUCCCAGUGUCGUCGGAGGGCUUGGAUACUCCAGAACCAAGACCUAUGGUCUCACAGCCCCACCAUUUGUGCUCUGUGUGUUCACCAUGCUUCUCAACGGCUUCUGGUCCGACCGCACGCAACGGCGUUUCCUCCAUAUUGUAGGACCUCUUAUCAUCACCUUGGUCGCCAACAUCAUUGCAGUGUCUUCAUUGAGCAUCGCCGCGCGAUACGUGGCGAUCAUGCUGCUACCCGGGUCGUUCUACGCUUCAGCCGUCGUCAUCUUGUCCUGGAUCACAGGCAGCUUGAACCAGCCGGCACCGAAGCGCGCGAGCGCCAUCGCGCUGAUCAACGCAAUUUGCAACACGCCCAAUAUUUGGGGAAGCUACCUUUACGGCAAUGCCCCAAGAUUUCUGGAGGCCUUCAUCGUCAAUAUUGCUGCCACCGGUCUGGCUAUCGGCUUCGCCACGGCUACUUUCUUCUAUCUGCGCAGGGUCAAUGCUAAGCUUGAGCAAGGAAAGUCAGUGGGCAAGAACGGGCCAACAGAGGCCCAACUAGCUGCCGGUUUCCGCUACACCCUCUAA